AUGUGCCUCCCGUGCGCUCCAGAGGAAGGGCUGGCCCAGCCCGUGGUUCUGGCCCAGCCCGUGGUUCUGGCCCAGCCCGUGGUUCUGCUGCACACACAGGACCGGGCUCUGGAGCGGCUGCAUACAUGCCCCGUACCUGCAGACGUCAGCGUCCCCGCUCUCCCAGGAUCCUCUCCCGGGAGCAGCGAGCCGAGUCAGCGGGACGGGAUGGAAGUGGGAGAGCGUCCCCCUCGCUUCGGGAAACGCUCUCCAGGUCAGACGGACGGACAGCGGCGCGGACAGACGGACACUAACAUGGGACGGGCGACGCUCCUGGUGACGGCGCUCAUCCUGGGGCUGGCCCCCCCCGCGCGGGGCGCCCCCAGCCAGUGCCCCGGCCCCUGCCACUGCCACGGCGACCUGCAGCACGUCAUCUGCGACGGCGUGGGCCUCCAGCGCGUCCCGCGCGUCUCGGAGGCGACGCAGCUGCUCAACAUGCAGCGCAACAACCUGGGCGGCCUGCCGCGCGGCUCCUUCGGCGACAUGAAGGGCCUGGUCUCCCUCCACCUGCAGCACUGCCGGCUGCGCGAGAUCGCCGGCCAGGCCUUCCGGGGCCUGAAGAAGCUCGUCUACCUCUACCUGUCGCACAACGAGAUCGCCGCCGUCAAGCCCGGCGCCUUCGAGGACCUGACCGAGCUCACCUACCUCUACCUGGACGACAACCGCAUCGGCGAGCUGGCCAAGGGCAUCUUCUCGCCCAUGAUCAACCUGUUCGUCCUGCAGCUCGACGACAACCGCAUCCGGGAGCUGCGGGCGGGCACCUUCGCCGGCGCCACGGACCUGCGCUGGCUGCACCUGAGCGGGAACGAGAUGAGCGCCCUGCAGCCCGGCUCGCUGGACGAGGUGGAGAACCUGGCCGUGGUCCGCCUGGACCGGAACCGGCUCAGCGCCUACCCGGCGGCCGCCAUGAGCAAGCUGAGGGUGGUGGAGGAGCUGGUGCUCUCCAGGAACCCCAUGAAGACCAUCCCCGACCACGCCUUCCAGAGCUUCGGCCGCUACAUGGAGAAGCUGCACCUGGACAACAUGGGCUUGGAGAAGUUUUCGGACGGCGCCUUCAUCGGCGUGACGGCUCUGAAGUCCCUGCACUUGGAGAACAACCGGCUGAGGAGCCUGCCCCGGAGUCUGGAGCUGAGCUCCCUGCAGAACAUCACCAUCUCCGGCAACCCCUGGACCUGCAACUGCAUGCUGGCCCCACUGCGCAGGUGGAUGGAUUCUGGCCGACACCGGCCCGAUGGGAUCUGCUCUGCCCCGUCCCAGCAGAAGGGGAAACAGGUCCGGGACAGCUCCGCCUUCAGCAGCUGCCGGGUCAAGCCCAACAGAACCAGGAAGGGAACGCGCCAUUGAGCAGCAGGGGCUGGGGAAGAUGGUCCUGGUGACCAGCUAACGUGUGCGGAGGAAGGAAACAAAGCUAACUGCUACUCAAACACUGUCCGUCCCAAUCUCCACCUCUCUCUUACACACAGACACACACAGCCAUGCACGCACACAGAUACACGCACCCACACAC
Conger conger (European conger) is the source of this 1546-nucleotide messenger RNA. It is a transcript of the gene chad, whose product is annotated as chondroadherin. The transcript is spliced from 6 exons. Gene Ontology annotation, cellular component: extracellular matrix. Bases 1 to 1383 code for a protein of 460 amino acids. NCBI's taxonomy places the organism in Eukaryota, Metazoa, Chordata, Actinopteri, Anguilliformes, Congridae. Gene Ontology annotation, molecular function: protein binding. The record is from RefSeq and is a predicted model, not a curated record.